Myxocyprinus asiaticus (Chinese sucker) is the source of this 2045-nucleotide messenger RNA. RefSeq names its product very-long-chain 3-oxoacyl-CoA reductase-B. Lineage: Eukaryota; Metazoa; Chordata; Actinopteri; Cypriniformes; Catostomidae. Gene Ontology annotation, molecular function: oxidoreductase activity. The coding region runs from base 150 to 1085 and encodes 311 amino acids. Gene Ontology annotation, cellular component: endoplasmic reticulum. The record is from RefSeq and is a predicted model, not a curated record. The transcript has 11 exons.
GAGGAUGCGCUUGAAUCCUGCACGCCCAGACCGACUGAUAGCGUGUAGCACCGCAGCUAUCUAGCUCUAUUUGUAUCAAAUACCGUGUGGAAGCUGUCAUACAUAAAAGUUACUCGCUGUAGACACUUCGGGACAUUGCUACUGUUAUCAUGGAGACAUUGCACGAGCUGCUAUAUUGGAUAGGUGCUGUCACUGUCGCCUGGGUGUCGGUAUGCACGCUGUUUUAUCUGUUCAACGGGCUUCGUGUGUGGAUUUUGGGGAAUGGAAAUUUGAUCCAGGCAUCCAAACUCGGGAAAUGGGCAGUUGUGACUGGGGCCACCGAUGGAAUCGGAAAAGCCUAUGCGGAGGAGCUUGCUCGACAAGGUUUUGCUAUUGUUCUCAUCAGCCGUACUCAAGAAAAGCUGGAUGAAGUGUCUAAAGCUAUCGAGAGCAAGUAUAAUGUAGAGACCAAAACCAUUUCUGCGGACUUUGGAUCUUUGGACAUCUACCCUAACAUUGAGUCUGGAUUGGCUGGCCUUGAAAUAGGAGUUUUAGUUAACAAUGUUGGUGUGUCCUAUUCUUACCCAGAGUUCUUCCUCAACAUUCCUAAUGUUGAUAGUUUCAUCAACAACAUGAUCAACAUCAACGUUACAUCAGUCUGUCAGAUGACACGACUGGUAUUGCCCAGGAUGGUAGAUAGGUCUAAAGGAGUGAUCUUGAAUAUUGCCUCGGCUAGUGGCAUGUACCCAGUUCCUCUCCUUACCCUCUAUUCUUCCACAAAGGCCUUUGUGGACUUCUUUUCUCGUGGACUUGAUGCAGAGUACAAAAGCAAAGGGAUAAUAAUACAGAGUGUGCUACCAUUUUUUGUGACGACCAAACUGAGCAAGAUCAAGAGAGCCUCUCUUGACAUUCCCACUCCAGAACGCUAUGUAAAAGCCCAGCUGAGCACUGUAGGUCUUCAGACUCAGACCAAUGGUUACCUCCCUCAUGCCAUCAUGGGUUGGGUGACUACUUCUCUGCUUCCUGCUAAACUGCUCAAUAAGUAUGUUAUGAGCAUGGGGUUGUCCCAGCGUGCACGCUAUCUGAAGAAACAGAAGCAAGGUUAGAGGAAGACAAAAGGACAGACAGAGGGAUGACGUGGUGUAAAGGGGAAACGGGACCAACAAAAAAUCAUGAAUCGUCCCUUUUGCUGUCAGGGGCCAAAGAGCAGUCAAACCAAUCUGCUCAUUGUAGGUCUGUCUCCAUUGAGAUGGUUUGAAUCAAGGGUUGCAUUUUCCACGCAUUAAUUGGUGUAUUGAGCUUUUGAGAGUCUUAGCUAACCAAAACAUGAUUUGCUUGAACAGCUUUUUCUGACUAGCUAUGUUAACUAAAGACAACUGCACACUAGCUGAAGUCUCUGUAAUGUUCUUUGUAUCAUCCUGUAAGUGUAGAUAAGAACAGUUUGUUUGGUUAUUUUUAAAAUGUAGAGUGAAUAAGUAGCUCUCUUUUUAAAAGUCACCAAAUGAACAUAAUGAGAAACAUAUUCUCAAAUUAGACAGCAUUCCUACAAAUCAUUAAAUAUUGCAAAUGGACUUCUCCAAAGUAGUACACUUGGUCCAAGUUUGUCCAUUUCUUUCAAAGCGGUUGUUUAAACUAAAUCUUAUAACAGAUGGCACUAUAUUCUAACUGUAAAGCAUCUUCUUUAAAAGGGAUGUGAUUAUAUUGCACUAACUCUUGUGGCAAGUUAUUAACUUUGUAAUGCUGAUACGGCUGGUGAUGGAAAGCAAACUAGAAUUUAUUUGAUUUACAAAUUUAAAGCUAAGGCUGCAUUUCCAGUAUUAAGUUCAGUGUAAAUGCACUAGUUUCUCCAAAACAACACCAUAUGAUUCUUAGUGUUGCUAAAUGAGGGUGUCAUAUAUUCAAGUUUCACUGUGAAUAACACUUACAAGAUGGCAGUCUAAACCCAGCAACAGCAGGCUAAAGGCAACUACAGCAGCACUUGAGUAUGUACAGUAAUGUAGGAUAAUCGGCAUGUCUGUUUCUGAAUUAAUCUUGCAUUUCAAAUAAAGCAAUUAUUUCUAAUAACA